This is a messenger RNA of Sitophilus oryzae (rice weevil), 1278 nucleotides long. RefSeq lists its product as uncharacterized. The transcript is spliced from 4 exons. Gene Ontology annotation, biological process: positive regulation of cyclin-dependent protein serine/threonine kinase activity. Gene Ontology annotation, molecular function: protein kinase binding. The coding region runs from base 83 to 658 and encodes 191 amino acids. NCBI's taxonomy places the organism in Eukaryota, Metazoa, Arthropoda, Insecta, Coleoptera, Curculionidae. The record is from RefSeq and is a predicted model, not a curated record.
GGCUUUUAACCAUCUUGUAAGUAACCGGUGUUUUUACUUUGCAAAUGUGGGUAUUGUUUAAAUUCGGAUUAACAGAAUUAAAAUGAAUUUUCAGCAACAUGUGGCGUGUUUUAUUAAACUUUUGGAUAAUAAUCACAUAACCGAGUUUAACAAGCGCGAUGUUUGUGGGGCUCUUUGCGACAAAUUUCACUUGAUUAUAAUUUUCCAGUAUUUUAUGAGAGCAGAUUUCAAAGAGGAAGACUAUACACCAGAGAACUUUUUUCUAGCUUUGACUUUGAGUCACGACAUAUAUGAAGACACGACAGUUCUGAAAACAAUAAUUAUGGGUUUUUACUAUUCUAGAAAGCAGUUUGUUGCGAACAAAUUAAUUUUUCAGUGGAACAAACUUGUUUUAUUUGGGAGAAUGAAGUAUAAGGGGUAUGUGGAGAAGAAAAUAUGUAACAAUUUGAUUGAUCUAGUUCCACAUAAAAUUAUGGCAAAAACCAGAAGAGAACUCCAUACAGGUUUCCUUAAUAAUUUGUUGUUGUGUGACAAAUGCAGAUGUCCAGUAAAUACUUUACACGCAGUAAAAUUGCAAAAAUAUAGAACUGACACAGAGGAGACAAAUUCAAAAGAAUGCAAAAAGAAAAAAUGUAAAAGUGUUACAACUUUAAUAUGAAUAUGUUAUUGUGACCUUCAACCGAAAAGUGUUCUCAGUGUUCAAACUCUAGUUUUUAGGUGUUCGUGUUCAUGAUUUAGUUUUAAUAAUUUUUUUAGAUAUAUUUCAUAUAUUCAUAACUUAUUUAGUAUGAUGGCGAAAUUUUCUGAAAUUUAGAAGCAUCAUGUUGGAAACAUUAUAAAUUAAUUUAUGAUCAAUGCUGCCAUACCAAAUAUUAGGUAUUCAGCUAUAUAUUUGGCAAAUCCGCUAUUUGCUGCAUCUCUACAAUAAAGAGCAACACACUGGCACAAAAAUUUGUUUUGAAUAUUCCGCGGUGCGCAAAAAAACGUCCUCUAGUUGGGUUGGAAAUGACAUUCCUCAUAUAAUUUUACAUAUAAAAUGACAGCGAUCUUCAUAACCAUUUUUUUUUGAUGGUAUAUUUGGUAUGGUUUGGUUUGGGUUGUAUAUGGUCGUACUGAAUUCUUCGCGUGAGUGCAUUUCCUUAAAAUGUACGAAAUACGGAUGCCUAAAAACUAUUUUUAGAAUAUGAAAAAUCAAUAAAAAAUAAGUUAUUUUUUCUUAAAGUUGUUAAAAAUGAGACUAAAUUUUAUUUCAGCUUAUUGUUAUUUUGUUAAAAAUAA